Aphanomyces invadans is the source of this 812-nucleotide messenger RNA. RefSeq lists its product as hypothetical. The transcript has a single exon. Gene Ontology annotation, molecular function: peptide deformylase activity. The record is from RefSeq and is a predicted model, not a curated record. Gene Ontology annotation, biological process: N-terminal protein amino acid modification; peptidyl-methionine modification. Lineage: Eukaryota; Oomycota; Saprolegniomycetes; Saprolegniales; Verrucalvaceae. Gene Ontology annotation, cellular component: mitochondrion. Bases 66 to 812 code for a protein of 248 amino acids.
CUCUCCGUGAGCGAUGUGCGAAGGUGUCGUUGUCCGAGCUUGCAUCUGGUUCGCUUCAAGAGGAGAUGGCGCGUCUCCAGACGGCGUUAACCACGUUCCGAGCCAAGAAUGGGUUUGGUCGAAGUAUUGCCGCACCACAGAUUGGGACCCAGAAGCGAUUCGUCGCAAUCCACGUGGAAAGCAAGCACACAACGCCGCAAGUGUAUUUCAAUCCUGAAAUGACAUGGCGCAGUCCCGACCAGUUUACCAUGUGGGAGGACUGCAGAUGCUUUCCAGACUUGCUCGUGCGGGUAUCGCGACAUGUUAUAUCCCUCCGUUACCUGGACAGUCAAGGCGAUGUCGUCGAGGUGCACGAGUUGCCCGAGGCAGAAUCCGAGCUUUUCCAGCACGAACUAGACCAUCUCGACGGCGUGUUAGCCGUUCACCACGUGAGCAAAGAACCCCUGAGUGCCGAGGAGCUUCUCGAGCGGUAUCCCACGCAAGUCAUCCUUCGCACCGCGUUUGAAAGCGGAGCCAGAGAAGUACAAGAAGGCUGUGGACUAUGUAAUUUGAAAUCGAGUCAUGGAACGACAAGUCGUGCCCGCUCGUUCCAAUACGUGUACAUUCACGGCACGACAGCGAUCGAGCUGUCCUUCGAACGACACCACAGCGAAGGAGAUGGCAAAACGAGUCCACCUGACAUGAUUUUGAGAGAUGAUGGAGCAUCUCGACAUGGCCAUGCGUGGUUGUGCGGCGGGGCGAGCCAUGCCUGUACCACGACAGUGACGGUGCGUGGCAUGCAUCACAAUGCCAAAGCCCAUGCAGCCAGAUGA